GGAGCAGGAGCCUCGCUGCUGCUUCUGUCGCGCUCUCUGCGCUCAGUGCCUACAGGCGGGAGGAGCCUGGACCCAGGCGCCUCCGUCAGGCGUGUGGCGCCGGAGGCUGGCCCCGAAGUGCGUUUCGGAUCCCCGUGCGCCUUUAGCGAGGAGUCUGCGCGCAGAGAGUCCCGGGAGCGCCGCCGGCCGGUGCCCCGCGAGCCGAGCCAUGCAGCAGCUUCCGCGAUGGAGCUCCGAGCGGCGGUAGCACCCCGCGAGAAGCGGUCCGCAAUGCCCCGGCAACUGUGAUCGGUGCCGCCCACCCAUAUACACUCAGCCCCGGACAGGUUCAGCGUUGGACACACACGACCCUGCGCACCGGCGACUAGCACCUAGGAGUCCAGUGGGCAGGGAGCGCAGGGAAGGCCUCCCCGCAGUGCCGGGGAACGCCGGGGGUGCAGCGCGCGAACACGCACUCGGGCUGCACUGGAGGCUAGGGAUGUCGUCCUGGAUGAGGUGGCAUGGACCUGCCAUGGCGCGGCUCUGGGGUUUCUGCUGGCUGCUUGUGUGCUUCUGGAGGGCCGCCCUCGCCUGUCCCACGUCUUGCAAAUGCAGUGCCUCUCGGAUUUGGUGCAACGACCCUUCUCCCGGCAUCAUGGCAUUUCCGAGGUUGGAGCCUAACAGUGCAGAGCCUGAGAACAUCACCGAAAUUUUUAUUGCAAAUCAGAAAAGGUUAGAAGUCAUCAAUGAAGAUGAUGUUGAAGCUUAUGUAGGACUGAAAAACCUGACAAUUGUGGAUUCUGGAUUAAAAUUUGUGGCUUAUAAAGCAUUUCUGAAAAACAGCAACCUGCAGCACAUCAAUUUCACCCGAAAUAAGCUGACGAGUUUGUCUAGGAAACAUUUCCGUCACCUUGACUUGUCUGAGCUGAUCCUGGUGGGCAACCCAUUUACAUGCUCCUGUGAUAUUAUGUGGAUCAAGACUCUCCAAGAGACAAAAUCCAGUCCAGAAGCUCAGGAUUUGUACUGCCUAAAUGAAAGCAGCAAGAAUAUUCCCCUGGCAAACCUGCAGAUACCCAAUUGUGGUUUGCCAUCUGUGAAUUUGGCUGCACCUAACCUCACUGUGGAGGAAGGACAGUCUAUCACAUUGUUUUGCAGUGUGGCAGGCGAUCCACUUCCUAAUAUGUACUGGGAUGUUGGAAAUUUGGUUUCCAAACAUACAAAUGAAACAAGCAACACACAGGGCUCCUUAAGGAUAACUAAUAUUUCAUCUGAUGACAGUGGAAAGCAAAUCUCUUGUGUGGCAGAAAAUCUUGUAGGAGAAGAUCAAGAUUCUGUCAACAUCACUGUGCACUUUGCACCAACUAUCACAUUUCUCGAAUCUCCAACCUCAGACCACCACUGGUGCAUUCCAUUCACUGUGAAAGGCAACCCUAAACCAGCGCUUCAGUGGUUCUAUAACGGGGCAAUAUUGAAUGAGUCCAAAUACAUCUGUACUAAAAUACAUGUUACCAAUCAUACGGAGUACCAUGGCUGCCUCCAGCUGGAUAAUCCCACUCACAUGAACAAUGGGGACUACACUCUGAUAGCCAAGAAUGAGUAUGGGAAGGAUGAGAGACAGAUUUCUGCUCACUUCAUGGGCUGGCCUGGAAUUGAUGAUGGUGCAAACCCAAAUUAUCCUGAUUUACUUUAUGAAGAUUGGACUGCAGCAAAUGACAUUGGAGACACCACCAACAGAAGUAAUGAAAUCCCUUCCACAGACGUUGCUGACAAAACUGGCCGGGAGCAUCUGUCGGUUUAUGCCGUGGUGGUAAUUGCGUCUGUGGUGGGAUUUUGUCUGCUGGUAAUGCUGUUCUUGCUUAAGUUGGCAAGACACUCCAAGUUUGGCAUGAAAGAUUUCUCAUGGUUUGGAUUUGGGAAAGUAAAAUCAAGACAAGGUGUUGGUCCAGCUUCAGUUAUCAGCAAUGAUGAUGAUUCUGCCAGCCCGCUCCACCACAUCUCCAAUGGGAGUAACACUCCAUCCUCUUCUGAAGGCGGCCCUGAUGCCGUCAUCAUUGGAAUGACCAAGAUCCCUGUCAUUGAAAAUCCCCAGUAUUUUGGCAUCACCAACAGUCAGCUCAAGCCAGAUACAUUUGUUCAGCACAUCAAGCGACAUAACAUUGUUCUGAAAAGGGAGCUAGGUGAAGGAGCUUUUGGAAAAGUUUUCCUAGCUGAAUGCUAUAACCUCUGUCCUGAGCAGGAUAAGAUCUUGGUAGCAGUGAAGACGCUGAAGGACGCCAGCGACAAUGCACGCAAGGACUUCCACCGUGAGGCUGAGCUGCUGACCAAUCUCCAGCACGAGCACAUUGUCAAGUUCUAUGGUGUUUGUGUGGAGGGAGACCCUCUCAUCAUGGUCUUCGAGUACAUGAAACAUGGGGACCUCAACAAGUUCCUUAGGGCACAUGGGCCUGACGCGGUGCUGAUGGCCGAGGGCAACCCGCCUACGGAGCUGACCCAGUCGCAGAUGCUGCACAUCGCGCAGCAGAUCGCCGCAGGCAUGGUCUACCUGGCGUCCCAGCACUUCGUGCACCGCGACCUGGCCACCCGGAACUGCUUAGUUGGAGAAAACCUGCUGGUGAAGAUUGGGGACUUUGGGAUGUCCCGGGACGUGUACAGCACUGACUACUACAGGGUCGGUGGUCACACGAUGCUGCCCAUUCGCUGGAUGCCUCCAGAGAGCAUAAUGUACAGGAAAUUCACCACCGAGAGUGAUGUCUGGAGCCUGGGGGUCGUGUUGUGGGAGAUCUUCACCUAUGGCAAGCAGCCCUGGUACCAGCUGUCAAACAAUGAGGUGAUAGAAUGCAUCACUCAGGGCCGAGUCUUGCAGCGACCUCGCACGUGCCCCCAGGAGGUGUACGAGCUGAUGCUGGGGUGCUGGCAGCGAGAGCCCCACAUGAGGAAGAACAUCAAGGGCAUCCACACCCUUCUUCAGAACUUGGCCAAGGCGUCUCCUGUCUACCUGGAUAUUCUAGGCUAGGGCCUUUUCCCCAGACCCGAUCCUUCCCAACGAGCUCCUCAGACGCACCGAAAGGACGGACAUCUUUUAACUGCCGCUGGACGUCAUGACACUGCUGUCCUUCACGCUGACAGCGUUAACAACAAGACAGCGAGACGCUUUCAGAGGGAAGCAAUGUGUACUUCUCCAUCCACAGACACAGUAUUGACCUCUUUUGUUUUUUUUGGCAUUAUCUUUUUCUCUCUUCCCACCUCCCUUUGUUGCUUCCUUUAUUUUUCUCUUUUUCUUUCCUUUUUUUUUGGUCUUUCCCGCUUCACAGUCCUUUACUCUCUCCUUUUGAUCAAUCUGGCUUCUGUAUUAUUAUUAACUCUGCAUAGACAAAGGCCUUAACAAACCUAAUUUGUUAUAUCAGCAGACACUCUGGUUUGCCCACCAUAACUAACAAUGCCUUGUUGUAUUCCUGCCUUUGAUGUGGAUGAAAAAAAGGGAAAACAAAUAUUUGACUUAAACUUUGUCACUUCUGCUGUACAGACAUUGAGAGUUUCUAUGGAUUCACUUCUAUUUAUUUAUUAUUAUUACUCUUCUUAUUGUUUUUGGAUGACUUAAUGCUGUGUAUGAAAAGGAAAACUUGCGUUCGAUCUGGGAAAACUUUAUCUAUGGGAGAUUAAAACCAUAGAGAGAGAAGAUUUAUAAUAAACUAUACAGUACAGGAGAAACAAAGACAACCAUUGAGAUCAGCCGGCGUCAGGCCCUACUUAGGAAAAACCCAGCAACUGUUAUCUGGGAGGAAUGUAUUCUGCACCUCCCCCUGAGGACCUUUCUGAGGAGUAAAAAGACUGUUGACCUCUGUGCCGUGGACUACUCUUUUCCCAUCACCAGAAACACUGGUGUGCAAUAGAAAGAAAAGAUGGCUUCCACGGGACACAAGAUGACUCAUCAGAUGCUCACAGUAUUAUCUUGGUUGGUCAUAGUGACAGCAUUGGUGUGUUUCUCAAGUGUUAGCUACCAACAUUUUAUAUGUUCAGUUGAAAAGAGUUGGAUUCUUGCCCACAGAUCAUUUCAGGUUCAGAUGGAAAAGCC
This is a messenger RNA of Castor canadensis (American beaver), 4051 nucleotides long. RefSeq names its product neurotrophic receptor tyrosine kinase 2 (gene Ntrk2). Gene Ontology annotation, cellular component: dendritic spine; plasma membrane; postsynaptic density. Gene Ontology annotation, molecular function: ATP binding; brain-derived neurotrophic factor binding; brain-derived neurotrophic factor receptor activity. NCBI's taxonomy places the organism in Eukaryota, Metazoa, Chordata, Mammalia, Rodentia, Castoridae. The record is from RefSeq and is a predicted model, not a curated record. Gene Ontology annotation, biological process: protein phosphorylation; multicellular organism development; positive regulation of neuron projection development.